Messenger RNA from Cyprinodon tularosa, 4307 nucleotides. It is a transcript of the gene rpgrip1l, whose product is annotated as RPGRIP1 like. NCBI's taxonomy places the organism in Eukaryota, Metazoa, Chordata, Actinopteri, Cyprinodontiformes, Cyprinodontidae. Gene Ontology annotation, cellular component: photoreceptor connecting cilium. The transcript has 27 exons. The coding region runs from base 90 to 3923 and encodes 1277 amino acids. The record is from RefSeq and is a predicted model, not a curated record. Gene Ontology annotation, biological process: retinal rod cell development; non-motile cilium assembly.
UGCGUUCUUGUACCUUAACGACAUGAACGGUUGUUUCCAUUAGCAACCGUGAUUCUUAGCGGAAUAAAGUAUUUUUCAAAGACUGAAACAUGUCGUUCGUUCACGAUGAGACAUCUGCAGAUCUCCCUGUCAGAGACAUCGCUGUCAAUCUGUCCCGCCUCACCGAUGCUCCUCAAGAUCCGUCUGUGCAUCAACACGCUCGGGAGCGGCUGAACGUGGGGAAGCUGUCCAGGGAGGAGCUGGAGGACCGCUUCCUGCGAGUCCAUGAGGAGACACUGCAGCUGAAGCUGCACAUUCACAAACAGGAUGAAAAGAUUAAGAAGUUGGGAACAAAGCUGAUGAGGCUGGUGAAAGACCGCGGGCGGAUGGAGCAGCUGGCUGCAGGACCAGCACAGCCUCCAUCCAGGUUCCGAGAUGUGGAAAUGGAGGAGAUGGUGGAGGAGCUCCAGGAGAAGGUCAGAGGGCUGCAGGCGGAAAAAGAGGGGCUGAAACAGCGCCUCCUGGUGGCCAAACACCAGCUCCUCAACUCACAGGGCAGACGGCAGACGCAGUAUGAGCACGUGCCGUCCCGGGUGAACUCUGGCAUGAAGAAACUCCGAGAUGAUUCCUCAUCUCUAUCACCUGCUCGUCACAGAAGUAUGCGGAGUUUUGAAGGCCAUGGGAGGCCUCCAACCGGCAAGCUGCCUCGAUAUGGACACAGCCUGCUUGAGGAGGCGAGGGCCGAGAUCCGUAACCUAGAGAACGUGGUAGAGUCUCAGCAGAGUCACAUGGAGGAGCUGGAAGCUGCGGCAGAGCGGCUGAGGGAGGAGAUGAGGAGGAAGGAGGAGGAGUUCGAGGAGAAGCUCCUGCAGGCCCGACAGCAGCAAACUUCCACUCUUAGGUCACAGGUCAAUAGCAACACGUCGAUGAUCAGGCUGCAGAAGCAGCUGGCCGACAGAUUCAACUCCGUGACGGAGCUGGAGGGCCGGUAUCGGCUGCUCCAGGAGGCUCAGCAGACGCUGAAGGCGAGCAACGAUGCAGCGCUGGCGAAGGUGGACGAUCUGAAGGCUCAGCUAAAAGACGAGAGGAUGAAGAAUCUGGAGAUGGACAGUAAACUGCAGAUGGUCAACAUCAACAAGAUCAUGGUGGAGCACUUACAGGAGCGGAUCAGUGACCUGGAGCAGGAGAGGGAGCUGCUGAAGGAGAGCAACAAGGACCUACUGGAAAGCGCCUUUGAUGUUUCCCAGCAGCAGAAGUGGCAGCUUCAGGAGCAGCAGCUGAAGCUGCAGAUCGUUCAGCUGGAGACGGCGCUGAAGGCCGACCUCGCAGACAAAAACGAGGUCUUGGACAGGAUCAAGACGGAGAGAGAUAAAAACCAGCAGCUGACAGAAGAGAAUCAGAAGCUUCAGAUGAAGUUCCUGGAACAGAAGCAAGAAGUAGAGGAGCUGAAGGAGCGUCUGAAGUUCUACGGCAGGGAGAAGGACUACAGCGCGGCUGAACUCACAGAGGCCCUGCUGCUGAUUAAAAAGCGGAAGUCCCAGAAAAGCGGAGAUCUGAGCUUCAUGGCGGAGGUGGACGAGGACGGGAGCUCCGUCAGAGAGCUGAGAGCCGCUCACGCUGAAACUAUCCAGGAACUGGAGAAGACCAGAAACCUCCUAAACAUGGAGAGCCGGAUCAGUAAAGACUACAAGGUGGAGCUGGAAGCCGCUUUGAGGAAGAUGAGCAGUGACAAAGCUGAGUUUGAGCAGACGCUGGCGCGUCAGGCUCAGCUGCUGGAUGCCAGAGCUGCCAGGAUCUCCAAGCUGGAAGAUCAGCUCAGAGACGCUGCUUACGGCACCAAGACUCAAGUCUUCAAGGCAGAGCUGACGGGGGAAGAUGAGUCGGGGUGCUUGGAUGAGGUCGUCAAUCUGGAGCGUGGAGAGAACCUCCUGGAGCUGCAGAUAGUCGGAGCCACACUGUCUCCUUCCGCUCUGAAGGUUCUCAACGACGAAGAUCCCUCUACCUUCUGCACCUACUCCUUUUACCUGUUCGAGCCGCACUCCACCCCAGUGAUGAGUGGCCGCUGUCCUAGAUACGGUUAUACCUCCAAGUACGUGGUGAGCAUGGACGACCCCUUCAUGGACUACCUGCACAGGGGCUCCGUCACGGUGGAGCUGCAUCAGGCGCUGGGAGUGGACUGGAGGACGCCGGCGGCAGCUCAGCUCAGGCUGCAUCAGCUGCUGGAACAGGAAGGAAAGGUUUUCGGCAGCAUCCCACUGGUUGGACGAGAUGAGGUGGCCCGGAACUUCGGUUCCCUGGACUACUGGCUCCAACUGAGGGUUCCCAUGACAGAGACUAUCCGUUUGUACCGACAGAAGCUAAAGGCUGUGGGCUUCAUCCAGGCGUCUCCCAGUGAAGGCUCACAGCUGACCUGCACCAGCAGGAAUGAGCUCCUCAUCACUGUCCAGCGUUGCAGAGACCUUUGGUCCAGGAGCGCCCAGCAGCCCAGUCCCUACAUCGUCUACAAGUUCUUUGACUUUCCUGAUUAUCCCACGGCCACUGUGGACGACUGCUGCCACCCCGAGUUCAGUGACCAGAAAUCCUACCCCAUUCUGAUGGAUGGAGACCUGGACCGGUACCUGAAGACUGAGGUGCUUCAGUUCUACCUGUUCGACUUCAAGGAGGAGCAGAUGGACACAUAUGUGGGAAAAGCCAGAGUACCGCUGCUGCCUCUGACCAGAGGUCAGGAGGUUUCAGGGCUGUUUGAGCUUGCUGAUCCUGAGGGGAGACCUGCUGGCUCCUUAGAGGUGAUGCUGAGGUGGAUGUUUGUCUACCGUCCCUCACCAGGGGUCAACAUGGCAGCUGAGGAGUCUGGAUUGUUGUCACAGCUUCAUCCCCGUCAGCGGGUUGAUCCUAAACUCGAAGAGGGGAAAGCUGAGAUGGAAAAGAUGGAUGACCAUCUGGAAGAUGAUGAGGAGAAGCUACAGGAGGAAGAGGAGGAGCUCAAGAACCUCAACGCCGCAGCUGCUUCUGAAGUGGCGCCGCACAGAACCAGAGGACAGAAGACUCAGGACAGGGAUGGAGCAGGGGCCAAAAGAGUCACGUUUGUGGGCGUGACGCCAGCAGAGGAUGAGGUGAAGGAGGGAGCUCCAGCAGAGAGUCUAUCAGAGAAACAGAACACUACCUUUACCCCUGAUGUCCAGGUGGCAUCCAGAACCCCUCAGAGUACAACAGAAGACGGCCAUGAUGAUGCUGAUGAUGAUGAGGAAGAGUCUCAUGUUUCUGAGGGGCAGCUGGUGGCGAGCGCUCAGUCAUACUCUGACGACUCUGACAUCACCGAGGAAAUCACUGAAGAUGUGGAGGAAGGUCUAGCAUCUGCGGGCCCUCAGAGAGAGUCCACACAGUCCGACAGCGACGACUGCAUCGUUCAGGGACAGGCCUCAGGGAGAAAGCUUUCUGAGCGAGUCCGGGUGGAGGUGGUCUCUCUGAGCCUGGCGCCGCGGUCCCGGCUGGCGCGGGACGACAGCGUGAUACGGCUGUUUGUGGAGUACAACUUCCUGGAUCUGCCCACUGAGGAGACCCCCCUGUCUCUGCCCAAACCCCCCCUGGGUCGCAGUAUCAACUUUAACUACAGCAAAGUGAUUCCUGUGGAUGCAGAGAACAACGGAGCGAGGCGGCGACUGCUGAGGGAAGUCCUGCGAGGACGGAACGCUCAGAUGGAGAGGAUCCAGUUCACGGUGGUGAGCGAGCCGCCGGAGGAAGAGGAGCAGGAGAGGGAGUGUGAGGAUGUGGGCGUGGCCUACCUGAGGAUCCCUGAGGUGGUGGAGAAGCAGCAGGACGUUGUGGAGGCCAGCCUGAACGUGCUGGACGUGGAGGACAGCAGCGAGGUGGUGGGCCAGCUGACCGUGUCCUUGGAGGGCCUGGAGGCUCUACGGGCCAUCAUGGAGGACCAGGACAAGGAGUGAAGCUGCAACUGCUUUUAUUUCAGGAGAUAUUCUCUAUUCUGCUCUGGCUGAGAAUAAAGAGAGAUUCAGGUUGGCAUGCUUUGGUCUGCUGUGAUUCUGAAGGUCCUGCUGAAUAUUCCACCACAGGAGACUUUAAUGUGUCUGGUUGGAGCAGAGGUCCGUCUGUUGCAGGAUCUUUCUGGACUCGGCUCCAGAACUAUGACGACCCAUCAGGAAACCAUCCAGCAGCUGCCAGUGGAUCGGGUCGGUCCUGAAUGUAUCAGAACUCAGGAAAAAGCUGAAUCUCAGAAUCCAUGAAAUCAGGGCUCAGACGAAGAAGGUUGUUUGUUCCCUUGUGCGUUGCAGCUUCCUGCUGAGUGUUGUUGUGGCGAAGCUCAUUGCAGA